AUCGUCAUAGUCCCCACAUGACUUGUGGCGCGCCCAGUCGAAGCGGCCAUCGUGCGAAUUGCAACCGCUACAACUGCAGACACAUGUACCGAUAAAUCCGAUAAUACUGGAUAAUCUCUGUGGAUAAUACGACUCAAGACAUGGCAGCGGACGUAGUGAGCCAAAAAGAAAGGGCCGAACAAGCUACAAAAGCUGGUGAAGACUUCGCCAAACUGUUCUACGAGACUCUGGAAAAGCGCAGACACCUUUUGGCGAAUCUGUUCCUGGAGAACGCGACUGUUUUGUGGAACGGAAACGUUUUCAAUAACAAGGCGGACAUCGGCAAGUUCUACGAAUCCCUGCCUGCGUGCGAGGCCCAAUUGAUAUGUGUGGACUCUCAGCCCAUCUGGAAUGAAUUCGUCCAGGGUCAAACAACCAUCCACGUUGCUGCAGUGGGCCAGGUGAAGUACACUGGAAAAUCCUGGACUCCGUUCACAGAAUCGUUCGUCUUAACCGCACAAGGAACGGUGUGGAAGCUUGUGGUGGAUACGUUUCGUUUUCAAGAACCUGUCUCCGGCUAAGCAGCACAUAUUGAGUCUGCAUUUUUGUGUAUUCACAAUCACAACGACUGUCUUUUCUGUUCUGGUGUUGGGCGCUAGCUCGACUGUGACCAUUGCCUCAUCGAAGAACAUCUGUUAUUCGGUUCCUCUCUGUAAAUCCAAUGAUGUUUGCCCGCAUCGGGCGUUUCGAUCAAUGAAUAUGCUAUUUAAAAUGUG
This is a messenger RNA of Ornithodoros turicata, 755 nucleotides long. It is a transcript of the gene Nxt1, whose product is annotated as NTF2-related export protein 2-like. Gene Ontology annotation, cellular component: nuclear pore central transport channel. The record is from RefSeq and is a predicted model, not a curated record. NCBI's taxonomy places the organism in Eukaryota, Metazoa, Arthropoda, Arachnida, Ixodida, Argasidae. Bases 141 to 560 code for a protein of 139 amino acids. The transcript has a single exon. Gene Ontology annotation, biological process: poly(A)+ mRNA export from nucleus.